This is a messenger RNA of Macrobrachium nipponense, 3026 nucleotides long. Its product is annotated as carbonic anhydrase 2-like. Bases 225 to 1154 code for a protein of 309 amino acids. NCBI's taxonomy places the organism in Eukaryota, Metazoa, Arthropoda, Malacostraca, Decapoda, Palaemonidae. Gene Ontology annotation, cellular component: plasma membrane. Gene Ontology annotation, biological process: one-carbon metabolic process. The transcript is spliced from 8 exons. Gene Ontology annotation, molecular function: carbonate dehydratase activity; zinc ion binding. The record is from RefSeq and is a predicted model, not a curated record.
GUUGCGCGGCAGAGGUGAACAGUUGGCGGUGUGCCUCAGAAGUGAACGGUCCAGCCGAAGGCUGUCGAAGUCACUACUACUUUUUUAAAACCACCAUCCCCCCCUCACUACCUGUCUCUCUCUCUCUCUCUCCCUCACACACACACACUCUCCCCUCUGCUGGUGCCGCUGUCAACGUUCGCUCUUCUCCUGACAUUCGUCGUCGUCGUCGUGAUCGCCCCGCCAUGGCACUCCCAGCGCUGGUUCUCUGCUUGGCACUCUUCGCCCAAGAUGUCUUAGCGGGUGGCGAUGGCGCGCCAGCAUGGACUUACACUGGACAACACGGCCCCGUCAACUGGGGAUCCAUGUUCACGACGUGUGCUGGAAAGAGGCAGUCCCCCAUCAACAUCGAAACUGGAAACGUCAAAACCGAGUACUGGAAGCCUUUCACUCUGAAGAAUUUCGACCAACCACCGACCAGCAUGAGAGUCAAGAAUAAUGGGCAUUCUGCUGUUGUAGAGAUAGACGCGCCUGCAGCUCCUAGAGUUACCCAAGGAGGUCUCAAGGGUGAAUACAUCUUUGCCCAGUUCCACUUCCACUGGGGAGGCGAUUCCAGCUUGGGCUCUGAGCACACCAUCGAUGGCGUCAGGUACCCCAUGGAACUCCACAUGGUCCACUACAAGGGCUCUUACGGAAGCCUGGCCAACGCUGUCUCCAAGGGCGACGGUUUGGCUGUAUUGGGCGUUAUGCUGGAGGUCUCUGAAACUGACAACCCUGCCCUUACUCCUCUUGUGUCCACUCUCACAAAUAUCACUGAAUCAGGUAUGUUCGCCAACGUAGCUGCCAGCUACCCACUCCGUGCCUUCUUGCCCAACAACCUGGAGAAGUUCUACCGCUACGAGGGCUCUCUAACCACCCCAACCUGCAACGAGGUUGUCACCUGGACAGUCUUCGCCAACGCCAUCCCAGUCUCUGAGAAGCAGAUGCGCGCUUUCCGUUCUUUGAGGGACGACCACGGAGGCAGCAUGAUCAACAACUUCCGUCCACCACAAGCCCUCAACAACCGCAAGGUCUUGGUCUCUGGCGCGAGCGGCGCUGACUCAGCCAGCAUGAAGAAGGUCGGCCUGACCCUCUACUUCAUGACUUCUAUGGCCGUCCUCAUGAUGAACAUGUAAAGAGAAAAUCAUGGAGGAGGAUCAAGAAGGAGUAUCUAUCUGAUCAUCACUUCUGUCAUCAGCCUUUGAAAUACUCGCCCUAGUCCUACUCACUGAAACUUCUUUUCUUGUCCCUUUCUUUCUUUCUCUCUUCGCUCGUCUGUUUCCUCUCACACUCUCUCUAUAUUUCAAACGCCCCGGAGGAGGCUCUCUUUUUCUGAAAAGGUGGUUCCGACGGCCUGAGGAGAGGGAACAAGGAAGAAACAAGAGGAACCCGCUGUCCCCUCCAAAGGCUUUCGUGCCGCCUUCCUCCACGUGAUAGCCCCAGCACCUCAAGCCUUCAUUGUCAGCAAUAUCAAGAAGAAGAAAUGGGAAAUAAACAAAAUAACAGUGAUUAAAUUUGCUUCGAGAAAUUAAUAAGAGAGCUGCCAUUUUAUUUCUAUCUGAUUAAUAGCGUUUUCGUCAGGGCCGAAAAUGUUUCUAUGGCAUCGAUAAUAAUAUUGAUAUGAUAAUCACCGACAAUGUACUGUAAAUACUCAACACUGUUUGGAAGUACUUUCUCUCACAAACCAGAGGAGAUUAAGGCCUUCUAAUAUUAGGAGAAAUUCUCUCUCUCUCUCUCUCUCUCUCUCCUCUCUCUCUCUCUCUCUGUAUGUCUCCUGAACUGAUGGCUUUCUCAAACAGUGAUCAUGAAUGUAUGCUACUUUAGGCUCUUGCAAACAUCAAAAGAUUUUCCAAAAUUGUGGUUGGCAUUUAGUGGUUGUUUAGCUAUGUGAAAUCAACCCAGUUCUGCUAAACUAGAAAAAAAGUUGACGAGUAAAUAGUUAUUAUAUUCAAGCAUUUAUUAUGUAAAUAAAUAAGUUUCAGAAGCAGCAGCCUACUCUAGCAACGUCUGUAUAAGCAUCUAUAAACCCAACUUGACUGUCCACAAUAAGCCUGUAACCAUCCAAAGGCCUGUACUUAUUGAAUCUAGAAGUGACGGUUAUCUAUUUCUGAGCCAUUAAUCGAAGUCAUUCAUUGAUGAAUAAUUGUACUAUGAGUCUCCAUAAUGGUACUAGGCUUCUCCUUCUGGUUUGUCUGCUGCAGCAGGUCCCCUUUUUGAACAGCAUUCAAGUCUGUCACUUUUUAUAUGCACUGAUUGUUUUUGCCUUCACGCACGCCCCUCUUCACAGACGCUCCCUGUGGGAGGGAGUGAGCUACCUUCACGAUAAGGCCAGUACUUACGGACUCUGAACACACUCGUUAACGGAAACAUCAGCUCUCGCACGAACCUCCCAUGCGACCAAAUCAGGGAGGGAGAAACAAGAAACAAGAAGGAAAACGAAUAUACAGAGGUAUUCGAUGCUCAACGAAAAGAGAAACAGAAAAAAAUAAUAAUAAAACAGAAGACUUGUCCUUUUCUGAGGUGAACUGAUGAUAGGUAUUUUGAUAUCUCGACAGAACCUACAAUGAAUAAACAAACAGAGAUUUCUGAGAAUGUGUAUAUAUAUAGGCCAGUGUUUUUCCUAGUCUCAUUCGUUGCAAAAUGGAAUGCUACUACUCAUCAGCCGUAGGUUGUUUUUUCGUGGUGUUUUUGUGAUACUACUACACGUAACCCCGAGGGUAAUGAGGACAAAAAUAAGUAAGUGUCCCUCGACCUUGAAAAACCGAAAAGUCGCCCAAAAUGAAGAGAGAAGUGUAGGAUCACUUAGACCGACCAUCGCCUGUACAUAAAUGGUAGUAGGAGGGCAACCUGUCCCCUCCCCAUCCUCCAACCCCCAAACCCCCACACGACGUCUUGAAAUGUUCAACAUCCCAAGUCUAAUGUCGUCUAGCUUCGAGACAUCGAGUGGAUUUUUUUUUUUUCCGAAAUAAGGAAACCAUAUAGAAGAGACACCUGUUAAUACUGAUAAG